Ectocarpus sp. CCAP 1310/34 is the source of this 5713-nucleotide messenger RNA. The record is from the annotation of a GenBank genome assembly. Lineage: Eukaryota; Phaeophyceae; Ectocarpales; Ectocarpaceae.
AUGGCCAAGCGCUCGAAGAAAAAGGGCGGAUCUAAACGCGGAGAGGGCGGGGAAAAGAACGCGGCGAGCGGUGCGGGCGGUAGCGGGGGCGGCGAUCCGACGCUACCGGCUGCGGGGUCCACCGAGGGCGGGGGCAAUAACGGCGGGGCAACGACGGCCGACUUGGCAUCCGGAGAGGUCACGCGAAGCCUAGGCGACGCGGGCGAAAAUACUGACGCGGCCCUGUUGGUUGCGUCUGCCUGUGAUAGUAAAGUUAGUGGUGGUGGUGCUGUGCCCUGUGGUGCUUCGUCUGUUGCCGUAGAGAGCGUGAUUCCUUUCCCCGGGCUCGUGGCCGGCUCGGAAGAUGUCGCUGUGGCUGUUGUCCAAGACCGGGACGGUUCUCCUCCCGCUGCAGCCCUUGCUGGCGACUCAGAGGCGGCCACGGCUACUGCCGAUGUGUCGCAGCAAGACCUGGAUAGCUCCAUGGUCGACGAGAUGGACGCGUGGAUAGCCGAUGAGCACGACAGCAGUGCGCUGCGGGCAGAAAGAAGCGGUCCUCUUGACCCUCCGGAAGGCGAAGAAGAUGGCGCUGUGGCCCAUGGAGGUGGCGGACGCAUGGCUCCUGGAGCAAGGGACGGGCCAGGCGUGGUAGAUUCAACCCCGCCAUCGUCUCCGACUGCGUCGGCGGCGCUCGCAGACGGCAACGAAGACGGGGGGGGGGAGGCGCCGAAUCCAACCACGGCAGUCCUGCCAGAAGAAGCGAGGGUUGUGGGCGUGGCCGCGAGCUCCGGAGAGGGAGUAGAAACUCCGCCGCGAGUCGCGGUACUGCCAGCCAUGGAAACAUCGCGGGAAAUGGCCGGGGAGGCGAGAGAACGACAGCAAAAGGAGACGGUAGAGCGACCGGAGACGGCACGCAGCGCAACGCAAGCGCCGCCGCCGCCCUUCGACACGGGCCCCGAGCAUGACCCGAGUGCUAUGGAGGAGGUGCGGUCAGGAGCGGCUGCAGAUGGUGUUCCCACCGAGGGGGAGACAGCGAGGGCGGUACCUUUGACGACGACGCUGGUGGUGGAAGCAGGGCUGGGCGGAAACGCCGAGGAGAACGCCGCUUUGGCGGCGGUAGGAAAACCCGUGUCGGGAGGCAUCACCCCGGCUGUAGAGAGGAUAGACAAAGCGGCCACGGAGACUUUGGCUGCAACACCAACACCAGCAUCUGCAGCAGCAGUACCACCUGCAGCGGCAGCAGCAUUAGCAGCAGCAGCAGCAGCAGCAUCAGUAUCAGCAGCAUCACCUAUGCCGCCAGAAUCACCUUCAGAACCCUUCGGCGUGGCCGCCAAGGACGACAGCGCAGCGCUCCGCGCAGCAGAGCCGGGCAGCCCGGAGGGUAGCUCAGAGCCCCCCCCGGCAGUCGCAUCGUUGAGCAACGAGGAGGCGACGUUUACUCUUCCGGCGAGCCCCACCACGUCGGCGGACAUCAACGACAACAAUACGGCAGCAUGCCCCGAGCAAGGCGUAGAGGUUCUAGCACGAGAUGUUGCGUUAGCGGCGGUGGCCGAGGAGGCGGCAUCGCUGACACCGUCGCCGCCGCCGUCGCCACCGCUGAAUAGUGCAACCGGCGGUGGUGGCCCCGGCAGAGACAGGGCGACAGCGGCGAAGGCCGCGGCGGCAUCGGCGAGGGCGGCGGCUCUCUUGGCGUCCGCACAGGCGGCAUCGGCAGCCGAAGUAGCAGCGGCUGCCGUGGCGGAAGCGGAGGCAGCGCUGGGAGCUGUCGCAGGGCCAAAGGCGAAGGGGGGUGCAGAAACAAACGCCGGUGAAUCGGCGGCGCCCCGUUUGGAAGCCGGGAGCGCCGACGACGACCUGGUCAUGACCAAAGCAAAUCAGGCCGGCGCCGAUAAGGUUGGAAUGCGGACGGUUUUCGGGGGCGACGCGGUAUCGACGGUGGGGCCGGCGCCGGGUUCAGUGGAGCCGCCAGCCAUGCCCGACUCCGUCGUUGCGGCGGCGGCGACGCCUGUCGAAGUAGUGGACGAGCCAAGCGAAAUUCAGGCGGGUGUGGUCUCGCCAAUCGCCGGAGCAGCGGCGGCGGCGGCGACGGCAGCAGCGUCGGAGAGAAGCUCUCAUGACGUUGCAGCGCAAGCAUUAGGAGAAGGAGGAGAAGGAGGGGCUUCGGCGACACGCGCUGCGGUGGACGGCGCUGAUGCCGAUCCUCCGGUGGCCGCACCCCUGCCCCCCGUGUUCUCUGAUGGGUCAGGCGGUUCGGAGUCGGACGCGGCGGCGGCGGUGGCGGCGGUAGAACCGACCGGUGCGACGAUCUUAAGCGGCAGCGUGACCGCAGAGGUGUUCGCUUCACGCAGCGGAACGGGGGCCAUACCGUGGCCUGACUCAAGCGAGGACGAUGAAAGCAACCACGGUGACGAAUACGACGGCGGCGACAAGAAUGGGCGCCGGAGCUCCUCCAGAAACCACAUGUCGGUCGAGGAGGCGGCGGCCUUCAUGAACCCGGGCGGCGCCGGUACCGGCCGCAUGGGCAGCGGCCGCUUUGCGUCGGGGUCCUCGUGGGGAGGGGCGUCAGCCAUUGGCCAUCUAGAUCGGAUCCUUGGGUUGCCUACCGCAGUACCGCCGGAGAGUUCCCCCGGGGCAACGGCAGCAGCGGACGGCGGCGGCGCGCCUGGAGGAGGAUUUAGCAGCAGCAGCGGGUGGCUAUUGCUCGGUGGCGGAGCCCCCCCGCUCGGGGAGCCCUUCGUCGGCCCGGACGAUUUCCUUUCCCCUUCGUCUGUCGGGAUGAGUGGCCUGGCUGCCCGAAGGUUCAGCUUUAGCGCGGCCGUGAUGCAAGGCUUCGCGUCCAGCGGCGGUGUCGCCGAGGACGCGGUCGGCGGCCUCGGGGUACGGCGGUCGACCGUCAACGAAAUCCGCAGCAGCCGGGGCGCCGAACUCUGCAGCGACGAAGCAGAGGCCUCGCAAGCGGCGGGAGUAGGGAUAAAGGAGGUGGUGGUUGCCGAGGGCGACGGGGCCAGCGAUGACGAUGAUAGCAUCGAUGCCGGCGAGGAGGGCGGUGUAAGACCGACUGAGCGAGCCGCGGAAGAGAAGCCAGCUCCAGCGGCGACGCAAGUGCAGGAAGAGACACCGACGUUGCUGCUGCGGAGAGGUGAAGAGGGUCAGGGGGGGAAGGCGGCGGCCGUUCAGGCGGUUUCAACCGUCGUUGCGGGGCAGGAAGGGACCAGCAACAGAAGCGGCGGCAGCGGGCUCAGAGAUAGCAGCGGGGAGGCAGUCAUUGCUGGUGAAGGGGUCGGCGGCGUGAAGAACUCCGACGGCAAUGAAGGUCUCGAUGCCAGCGAGAGCGCGGCAACGAGCUUUGCCGGGGCGGAGGGAGAGGCAGGGUGGCCACCGGGUGGAGUAGAGGGCAGGUCUGCGGUUUCGGGCACGAGGGCAGCAGCCGGUGGUGGGUGUUGCGUGAUGUCAUAAUCCUCCCCCCCGCCGCCACGGUUUAUUGCCCCCGUGCGUUGUUGGCGUCAGUCGGCAAGUGUUCACAACUCGUGUGCUGCCGCAGACCCUGCUGUGCUACCUACGUUCUGGUUAGUUUGUCAAGCGUACCGAGAGGCGCUUUGUAUUUUGGUGCAUUUCACGCGCCGCCCGCCGCGGUGGGAAUGUGUACGCGCGUGACGUGGUGUUGGCCAGUCUUUUUUUCGUUCAAACUCUCAUCUUCGCUUUCGUGUACGAUGCUUUUACCAUAUUUUUAAGCUAGCUGUGUAGCUGGCGCUUUAGAAAAACCCGCCGAGCGCGUGUUUGGCGGUGUAUGGGGGCAGGGGGUGAUGUGUUUCCCCGUAAGUGGACGCAAAGCCAGACGAUGUACCCCCCGGUCCGACCAUCACCUCGCAUAGCAGCUGCCUAGAGUCUUGCCCAUGUACAGAGACGCGGCGCCUCAGCUUGACUAUGCCGCUGCGGCGCAGCUGUUGCGUGGUGGGUUUUCACCGAACACGGGGUCAGUCGAUUCCGUUGAGGAGCAGCGGUGCCUUUCAAAAGUAGCGACGUAGAGCAUGUCCCGUUUCCAGCGGCCUUGUCACGGGCAGAGGGAGUGGGGUGAAGGUCAGGGCUCCUUUUGUGUGGGUAAAGCUACAGCAGUAUUUUUUUGUGUAGGAAAGUGUUGGUCGGCGGGCGGUGUUCUCGAGAAUCCGAGCAGUCCGACCUCAGGAGUGAUAUGAUCUUGGAGAUAUUAUUACGAGGCUUGAGCGAUAUGAAAAACGCUCGCGACCGGGGUGGAAAAGCUAGGACUUGUAUGUUGAUUAAUAGCGUACUGUAGGGAUCAGAAGCGCCUGUAAGGGCUGCCGAAGCUGUUGCCAUGUGGUCGGUCACCUGUCGUCGUAUGCCCCUUUUGCCAGGCCUUGAGCUAGAAAGUCUGUAGUGUGACCCGUUUGAGGGAUGGCUUGUUGACCGCAGUAUGACGGGUUGAAGGGGCAUCCCUUGUGCUCAGGGUAGCGCGCGUUUUGUAAAUGUUCCGAUCAGGCUCGAACAAAGCACCGUCACCAAACCCGAAGGUGUAAUAUCUGCACAUUGGUUACUUGAGGAUGGUUUUUGUUGAGCAUGCGCGCUCGCAACACGCAACAUUGUCCACUGUUGCGCACGUAGGUUUUGUGUGUGGGUGUGUUGAUUUGGAGUUGCACAUCAUUUUUUGAGGAAUUUCGUUACAAUUUCAACGAGAAGUUUUGCAGUCAGCGGUUUCUUAUAACGUUCGGAAAUGCAGUUCAAAAAUGUGGAUUUCCAAAUUCGGACCAAAAACUGUUUCUUAUAAGAUCGGAAAUGACACUUUUCCGCCUGAACAUUUUCGAUUUCACGUUUCCAACCGGCCAUGCGUUUGGAAAUGAUGAGCAUUUCCGAACGUGGACGCGAUCGGUUUUUUGCGUUUGGAAAUGCACACCGGGGGCACCGCACAUAUGCACAACAACAGCGCAGCAACUAGACCGCGUUCACCAUCCACAGCAGCACAGCAGCGAGUACACAGCUGCUGUCCUGUGUCUCGCGUGCACCGCGCAAACUCCCUCGCAUGCUGCUACUGGGCCUGUUGUUGGUGGUAGCCUGGGUCCGUGUGGGCACCAUGUCAUCGUCAGAAACGGGUGCCGUCAACGUGCCUGCUGCGUUCAGCGUCGCGUUGGCGGCUUUCAAUCAACAGCAGCAGCGCACGCUCGUGGCAUGGGAUCUUGUACUCGACGAUCUAGAUGAGCUCGAUCCCGACUCCGAAGAAGAGGAGGAGGACAACCGUGAGAUCAAGAGGCGACGCGUAUACCCUCGUAAGGAUUACAAUAUCUCUGGCUGGGCGAUUCAGCUGCAGGAGCUCAAGGAUCUCGAGGUGGAUGGAAUUGUCGACCCCACGAGCAGGCCUGCUCGCCGCUUCCGCGAGAGCUUUCGUCUCCCUUACCCUUUCUUCGUGGAGCUGGUGGCCCUGGUGAAGCAGAGGGAUUGGUUCCCGACUGGGAAGCAAGAUGCGUCCGGACGUCGGGGUAUCCCCGUGCAAUUAAAGGUGCUGGCCUGUCUCCAGAUACUAGCGAGGGGGAACUGCUUCGCAGACAUCUACCACAUGUCUUUCAUUAGCAUGCAGACGGCGGCAGCAACGUUUCACCGCUUCACCCGGUACUUCGCGAGGGAGAUGUACGCGGAGCACAUCUUUCUACCGACCGGAGAUUACCAAAAGAAGGUCAUGACCCAGUACGAUCGCCUGGGAUUUUCUGGCGCCACCGGUUCUACGGAU